CGAGAACUUGUACUUUUAUAUAAUAAACAGCUAGGCUAGUAGUUCACAAAAUAAAUUCAAAUAAAAAAAUCUGUUUUAAAAAUUUUUAGAAAAAAUCCCGCUGCAACUUCCAAUCACGACAGAAACAAGUGAAAAAUUAUCGCAAACCCACGAAAAAACCCCGUGAAAGAAAAAAGAAGAAAAAAAAAAUGAUGAAAAUUUCUCAUCGACGAAUUGUUGAAUGAAAAAUUAUUGAUUUUUAUCUAAUACCGCCUAAGUAUUCUUUAAUACGAUAAAUAUUACCAAGUGAAUGAAAAUGGCUGAAGUGGAAACAAUAAACUUAUGAUCUUAACUGGAUCGUGUGUGGAAAUUUAUACAUUUAACAAAACCCCGAAAAAUAAAAAAAAUACAAAAAAAAUUACAAAGAGUGAAAAUAUGAUAUAAGACCGUCUACAAGUUAUCACUGUCUAAAAAUGGCUGACGUUGUGUAAGCCUCGUGGACAAGACGACAUAUCUUUUAAUCAACUCACCACUCAAUAAAAGAUGAUUUUAGUUACAUGACAUAUAUGUGAUACUGAUACUAUUAUAUUAGAGAGUAAUUAAAGCUUACAUGAAAGAAAUAGUUGUAAUAUGAAAUCGCUGAACACUUUUAGAAUAUUGCUAGCAUCAUUUCUAUUUGUAAUUACCGAACAAAUUGGAGAAGCCGACUACACGCUUGACGAUUCAUUCUGGAAUGAUGACAGUCCGGCAGGUGAAGUUGAGCGCCUUCUCAAGGAAUAUCGCCAAAAUCAAGAGCUCGUAAGGCGAAUUGGAAGUCAUUACUAUCAAAUAAUCUAUCCAGUCCAGUUGCGCCAUCAUGAAAAGAUGGGAAUAUCGACGCGCGAAAUCAACGCCCAACGUCAAUCGCCGCAACGCGGAUACGAUUCCAAUUAUCCCGGCAGCAGCGGGGGCGGAGGACGAGGUCGAUCGCGUACUGGCAAACACUUUCAUCGUACUUCACUUCUAAUUAAAGCGUUUAAUCACAAGUUUCGACUCGAUUUGGAGCUAAAUACGCAACUUUUAGCGCCAAAUAUCCAACAAAAGCACUUUUUGCCCAGCGGAUAUCCGCAAGACUCGCACAGAGAAAUUGAGCAUUGCUACUACCAUGGCACGGUAAAAGACUAUCCGGGAGCCAGUGCGGCAUUCCAUACGUGCAAUGGAGUCAGCGGCGUGAUUCAUGUCGGAAACGAGACAUUUGUUAUACAUCCAUUUUAUGGGGGAGAUCUGUCGAAACAUCCUCACGUCAUUUUCGAAGCACGAACCAAGUCAAAUAAGGGAUGUGCGAACAGCGGGAACUUAAAUUGGCAUAUGAAGCCUCCGCCGAGAAAUAGGAAAAAUUUGCCCGGAUUGGUAGAGCAUUUGGAGCAGUUAGAUCCGAAUGGCGCGGGAAGAUAUCGACGCGAUGUGAGGGAAGCGACGAAAUAUAUCGAGACGGCAAUCGUUAUCGAUAAAGCCAUGUUCGAUAAGAGAAAUGGCAGUACGCGCGCCGAAGUUGUGCAUGAUGCCAUUCAAGUAGCGAAUAUUGCGGAUUUGUACUUCCGCACAUUGAACACUCGCGUCUCCGUCGUGUAUAUCGAAACAUGGCAAGGUCAGAAUCAAGCCCAUAUCGAUGGCGGAAAGGACAUUAGCAAAGCGAUAUCGAGCUUCAAUGACUACACGUCACGAAAAUUGUUCAAAAUUGACAAAGAUACGACGCAGUUGUUGACCGGAGAGACCUUUUCCGGCGGCGAAGCGGGCAUGAGUGUGCCUGAAACGGUUUGUACAGCAAAAGCUGUUGGCAUAAGUGUCGAUAUUAAUACUUACGAACCGCAUUUACUCGCGGGAACGAUGGCCCAUAUGAUAGGACACAACAUCGGGAUGGGCCAUGAUGAUAAUCGUGAGGAAUGUUUCUGUCGCGAUUGGCAUGGUUGCAUUAUGGCGCAACAAAUUGUCGGUUUGGAGAAUGUUCAGCCGUACAAAUUUUCGGAAUGUAGUCGCUCGGAUUACAUCGAUGCCCUUCGAAUCGGGCAUGGCUUGUGUUUGCUCAAUAAGCCGAAUGAGCUCGAAGUGCGUCGCAAUUGCGGCAACGGCAUCGUUGAAGAUGGCGAAGAAUGCGAUUGUGGCUCUUUUGAUCAAUGCGCUUCCGAUAUGUGUUGCGAUCCGAUCACGUGCAAGCUGAAAAAGGAAUCCGAAUGCGCGACGGGUGCUUGUUGCGAACGAUGUCAACUCAAACCGGCGGGCGUUGUGUGUCGCAAAGAGACCAACGAAUGUGAUUUGCCCGAAACUUGCACGGGAGACAGCGGAAUUUGCCCGCCUGAUGUCUACAAGAAGAACGGAAACCCCUGCGGAAGCAACGUGACGGGAACGCAAAACGGAUAUUGCUUCAAUGGCGUUUGUCCAACGCUGACGCAGCAAUGCGAACGAAUUUGGGGAUAUGGCGCCGCGUCAGCUGAUAAACAAUGCUUCGAACAGUUUAAUUCCAAAGGCUCUAUUAAUGGUCAUUGCGGGACCGAUCAGUCGGGCAAUUAUGUUAAAUGUGAACCAGAAAAUGUUCAAUGUGGCUCUCUACAAUGUAGAGAUGGAGAUAAGCAACCAGUUAGUGAGAGAAGUGAUUUGUUAUUUUCACGAACAAUAAUCUCAAUUAAGGGAUCCGAAUAUGAGUGCAAAGCAACAAGCGGCGUCAACGCCGAAGGAUCUGACAUUCCAAAUCAUGGCCUCGUACGUGACGGAACUCCGUGUGGCGAUAAUUUAGUUUGUAUUAAUCAAACUUGCGUAAGCAUCUUUCCACAUAUUGAUCAAACCAAGUGCCCUACAAACCAAAUAAAUACUGAAUGUUCUGGACAUGGUGUAUGUACAAAUGUGAAUCGAUGUUAUUGCUCAUCUGGCUGGGGAGGUCCUGAUUGCUCAAUAUCAGUUCCUAUAACGACAACACCAACAACUACAAGCGAAAUUAUCCCAACACAAAGCCAUAACAUGGAAAAGAUCGAGAAAACUUAUGAAAACUAUCACGGUUCAAACACUGUAUUUUUGGUUGGAAUCCUCAUGUCUGUUGUUGGGGGUGUCUUUAUAACAUUUGCAUUAAUGGCACUCUGUUACCGUUCUGUUGUUGUACAGAGAUUUACAAUAUGUCUAAGAAGAAAAAGCACUCGACUGAAAUACGAUCCGCCAUACAUAAAAAAGCCAAUUGCCAAGUAUCCAGGGCAAACAGCUUUAGCUAACCAUCGUAAUGCCGAAGAAGUGUCUUUAGAUGGUUCCAACAAACUGGUGUAUGGAAAUAUCGCCCCGUAUAAUAGGGAUCCUAAUGUACAAAUGAGGAGAAUGACCGAAACAGGCAGCGAAGAUGAUCCAACGCCAGCUGGAAAUGCCACAGUUUCUGAUGUUGAAAGGACUCUCAAGAGCUUGAAUGGGUAUCAUGAGGAUAUUUUAGAAGCUCUUAAGGCUGCUGCUGCUCAACGAAGUUCGGGCAACACGCCAUCCGGCAGCAUAAGCGAAGAAAUGAUUCGAAAAACGUUGCAAGAUUGCAAUGUGACGUAUGCUGAGCCGAAAAGAACAAGUUCGAAAAAUAGUUCGCGCGAAAAUGUGUGUGAUAACAUACCGCAACACAUGCUGAUGGAUGGCUCGCAAGCGUCAACGUUGCUGCGACAACAUUCGCAUCAUCAAGCGUUGCAAUCGCAAAUUGCGGGUCAAGAUGACGAAGAUACGCCUUCCGUGGGCCCGUUACGCAUCCGAAAUCUCGAAGAUCUGAUACGACAGUUGGAACAGCACUCGUCGCGUCACAUGAGCCCGAAUGGGUCUGAAGAUAUUCGGAUGUCGGAAACGGAAGCCGAUCGACAUUAUAGGAUAGAUAGUUCGGCUGCGUGUAGCGAGUCGUCGCAUGAUUCCAAUCAGCAAUUAGCGCAACAACAAAAGACUGCUACAAUCCUACCAACAUUUGGUAGUCGUUGUCGUCCGCAAGAGGAAAAUCGCUUCGUGUACGGGCGUUAUCGCCAUCCUCCCGCAAAUCGCCAUCAACCGCAUUCGCCGCACUCGUUCGCACAUCAUUCGCACGCGCAUCACGGCCAUACUCACACCGGGCAUUCCUCGCAUCACUCGUCGCAUACGCAUUUGCAUCAAGACGAAGACGGCAUUUACGAGACUGCCGAAUCGCACGGCAACUUUGACGGCAAUCGCGACACUCCCGAAAGUGAGAGCGAUGAAUUAUUUCAAGCUCAACGACAAUUAGCCCGAUGGGCUAGUGAGGAUGUCGUGUCGGUCGUCGUAAUGGAUCCGAAUGUCGUUAAUAGCGGUGUCAUGCAACAAAUGGGCACGAAUCCAAAUGCCGGACCAAAUAUGCAUCAUGCGGAUAACAACAUCACGACGCCGCUCAACAUCAAUACCGCAAUGGGGCACAAAGGACGCGAUUAUUACCCCUCGCCGGCAUCCACGGAAACGGAAAGCAGCGAAAAUGUCAUGCAAAUGCCGCCGCCGCGACGCGACACCAUGCUAGAAUAUCAAAAUGGCGGACAGGGCGUGCUCGAGACGUCAGAGGGAUACCCGGAAUACAAACACUGAUAAUAAUUUGAGGGAUAUUAGAUAUCCCAACAGCAACUUCUCUCUGUCAUCACUUCACUAACAAAAAUUUCUAAAGCAUUUUCGUUUCAUUUGACUUCAUUUUAACACGAGAAAAAGAAAAUUAGUGAAUUUUGUACACUGUGAAAAUAUUAAAAAAAUGGAAAAUCGAACGUUUUUACACGAUGAAGCAAGGAAUGAAUCCAAAUGAAACAUUUAUGACGCUAUGUUUAGAGAUUAAAUAAAUUUAUAUUAUAUGUCGAAUACAUACUGUUGUGAAAAAUUUAUAUUUAGACUAUAACAUUAAAAGUAAAGUAAUAAAUUAAUUAACAAAAAUGAGAAAAAAACGGAAACUACUUACCUGUCGCGACGCAGCUCAAUGUAGAUAGAGAUAUUUUCACUUUUUGAUUCAAAACACUCACACUUGACACAAAAACACACAUUUACUUAUGAAAACCCACUUUUUUCUACAACAUCUUAUCUACACCAAAAAUUACAUCAUUGAGCAUAACAAUCUUAUAAACUUUUAGAAUUUAUUUCAAAUUUUUAAAUAUUUACAUUUUUAAUGAUAAGAUGAAAUGCGCAAAUUAAACUGCCGCUCCGUUUUUUUGUUAAAAAAAAUAUUUUUAUUGCAUGAUGUUACA
This is a messenger RNA of Culicoides brevitarsis, 5189 nucleotides long. RefSeq names its product disintegrin and metalloproteinase domain-containing protein 11 (gene mmd). Bases 610 to 4548 code for a protein of 1312 amino acids. Gene Ontology annotation, molecular function: metalloendopeptidase activity. The transcript is spliced from 19 exons. NCBI's taxonomy places the organism in Eukaryota, Metazoa, Arthropoda, Insecta, Diptera, Ceratopogonidae. The record is from RefSeq and is a predicted model, not a curated record. Gene Ontology annotation, biological process: proteolysis.